Messenger RNA from Papaver somniferum (opium poppy), 1381 nucleotides. RefSeq names its product putative deoxyribonuclease TATDN1. The record is from RefSeq and is a predicted model, not a curated record. The transcript is spliced from 11 exons. Bases 94 to 1056 code for a protein of 320 amino acids. Lineage: Eukaryota; Viridiplantae; Streptophyta; Magnoliopsida; Ranunculales; Papaveraceae. Gene Ontology annotation, cellular component: cytosol. Gene Ontology annotation, molecular function: 3'-5'-DNA exonuclease activity.
UUUUGAAUGCGGAAGUCCCUUUAGAAUCAUUCUAGUUCUCUCUUUUGGGAGUCAGCGUCCUCGGGGAGUCGGCGAUUUCGGAAGGUCUGAGCUAUGGCGACUGUGCGGAUGAUAGAUAUAGCCGUUAAUUUCACAGAUGGGAUGUUUAAGGGUCUUUACCAUGGGAAACAGUGUCAUAUUGGAGAUUUAGCUGCUGUUCUUGGUAGGGCUUGGAGUUCUGGAGUCGAUCGAAUUAUCGUCACUGGUGGGUCUCUCGAAGAAUCAAGGGAAGCUCUUGCAAUAGCUGAAACAGAUGGACGCCUUUUUUGUACAGUCGGGGUGCAUCCUACCAGAUGCAAGGAAUUUGAGGAUAGUGGGGACGCAGAAAAGCAUUUUCAGUCCCUUGUGUCAUUAGCAAAAGAAGGAAUUGAGAAGGGAAAGGUAGUAGCAAUUGGUGAAUGCGGGUUGGAUUAUGACAGGCUACACUUCUGCCCAGCUGAUAUUCAAAAGAAGUACUUUGAGAAGCAGUUUGAAUUAGCCAAUGCUGUGAAGCUACCAAUGUUCCUGCACAUGCGCGCUGCAGCUGAAGAUUUUUGUGAUAUUCUAGGCCGAAAUAAGGAAAGGUUUACUUCUGGAGUUGUCCAUUCAUUCACUGAUAGUGCUGAUGAUCGUGAUAAGCUCUUAUCUUUCAGUAAUGUCUAUAUAGGUAUAAAUGGAUGCUCUUUGAAGACUGCUCAGAAUCUCGAGGUUGUAAAAGGAAUUCCUGUUGAAAGAAUGAUGAUAGAAACAGAUUCACCAUAUUGUGAAAUUAAGAACACUCAUGCAGGAGUUAAGUUCGUAAAAUCUCAAUGGCCUUCUAAGAAAAAAGAGAAGUAUGAUCCUGAAUGUAUCGUUAAAGGCCGAAACGAGCCCUGUCUAGUAAAGCAGGUUCUUGAGGUGGUUGCUGGCUGUAAAGGUAUUGCCGACGCAGAUCAGCUAAGUAAAAUCAUUUACCACAAUACCUGCAGGGUCUUCUUUCCUCAAGAUCUGGACUCAAUCGCAGAUGCUCUUCUGGAUGGGAACCAAGAUAUCCAGUAAACAACCUCGUGCUGAACAAGUGAUGUGCCAUCUCAGGAUACUUUUUUUUGCAAAAGAUGUUUGGCUCCGCAGUGGCGGCACCUUGUGUGCAUUGAGUGAAGUUAUUCAAUUCCAAGGAAAGAGCCAGUUAGUGACACAUAAUACCAUAUCUGGAUGAACACUGGAUUGUAAGGAAAUGUCAUAAGGGAUACGGCCCACUUCAUUUACAGAGUCUGCACUCUACACUAGUUUUUGUCAUAAUUCAAGUUUCUUUUCUGCGUUGCUGAUAAAAAACAAAAAGUUUCUUUUUCUAAGUGUGGAAAGCUGGAAUUAAGUAUUUGAUUCA